Messenger RNA from Sinocyclocheilus rhinocerous, 748 nucleotides. Its product is annotated as stonustoxin subunit beta-like. The record is from RefSeq and is a predicted model, not a curated record. Lineage: Eukaryota; Metazoa; Chordata; Actinopteri; Cypriniformes; Cyprinidae. The transcript is spliced from 3 exons. Gene Ontology annotation, molecular function: protein binding. The annotation marks the transcript as partial.
UCUGGCUGUAUGGUGACAGAGGAAGGCUGUGGUUAUUUGUCUUCAGCUCUGAGUUCAAACCCCUCACACCUGAGAGAGCUGGAUCUGAGCUACAAUCACCCAGGAGAUUCAGGAGUCCAGCUGCUCAACCACAAACUGCAGGAUCCAAACUAUAAACUGCAGAUACUCAAUGUAGAUCAUGGAGGAGAGAUGAUGACGACAGCAGGACUACGAAAGUAUGCCUGUGAUCUCACACUGGAUCCAAACACAGCACACACUCGUCUCAUUCUGUCUGAUGAGAACAGGAAGAUGAUUCAUGUGUUCGAGCAUCAGCCGUAUCCUGAUCAUCCAGAGAGAUUUAAUAAGGAGCUUCAGGUUCUGUGCAGAGAGAACCUGACUGGACGCUGUUACUGGGAGGCUGAAUGGGAUGGACGUGCUGAAAUAUCUGUGACGUACAAAGGAAUCAACAGGAAAGGAGUGAGUGAUUGUGUGUUUGGAUACAAUGACAAAUCCUGGAGUCUGUACUACGAAAGUGACAGAUUCAUGGUCCGUCACAAUAAGAACUUUACUCACAUACCUGCUGUCCGUUCAUCCUCUAAGAGAGCAGGAGUGAAUGUGGAUGUAUCGGCAGGCUCUCUGUCCUUCUACAGCAUCUCUGACACACACACACUCACACACUUAUACACACUCAACACCACAUUCACUGAACCCCUCUAUGCCGGAUUUAGGGUUGAUUAUGAAUCUCCAGUGAACUCUUCAGUGUCUCUGU